AACGACCCAAUCAUGAGUAAAAAUCAGAGUAGAGAGAUAAUCCGGACUAACAUAUUCGCAACUUGCUCCUUUUUCUAGGUGCUUUGAACAAUUAACAAAAAUAAGUCUCGAUCUUCGGCCCGGUGAGAGACAGAUACUGAGAGAAACGGAGGGGCCGGGGGUGUAUUAACGACGUCGUGGAACGGCAGGGACGAGGAUGAGCGACGGAAGUGGCAGCAGUCGCCGCAGUAGCAGAGGGGAAAGCGUCGUGGAAGACUGGGGGAGGUCUAAAGGCCGCUGCGGCUAUUGCCAAUCCCCCUGUUGCACCAGCAUCUCUCACGGUUUAUGCGCAGAUAGCCUUACAGUUGAUGACUACCAAGAUCUUCUUGACCGGGGUUGGAGACGCUCUGGCUCUUACCUGUACCAACCUGAGAUGGAAAGGACAUGCUGCCCUUCUUAUACUAUUCGGCUGAGGGCAGCUGAUUUUAUUCCUUCUAAGGAGCAACUUCGAGUGUCUAGACGAAUGCAAAGGUUUUUAGAUGGCACUUUGGAUAUUAAGAAACCAGUCGAGCUCAUGGAGGAUACCUCCAAGGAUACAUGCAGCUGUGCUGGUAAUGAAGUUUCAAGCUUGUCCACAAAGGAAUCCUUGUCUAGUAACAAUGGAAAGAAGAACGAAGCGGACCAAUUUUUAAAUUAUUUGUCAGACCAAAUUGACAAUGCGGUAUUCAUAUUCAAGGAAAGUUGGAAAUUUCUCUGCGAUAUUCAAUUACCAAAAGCUUCUGUCAAAAAGGUUUCAAAAGACAAAAGGAAGCUACUAGUUGAAGGAUCAGAAGAUCUCCUGUUCUCCAGCAAUAUUGCAUUUCAAAUAGCGGCUGCGAUAAGGCGGCGGGCACAAUCAUUUGAUAACCAUGAGUUAACGCUACCAGGACAUUCUGCCGAAGAAAAUAAGUUUUCUCCAAAAGUUAUUGCAGAUAAAUUGUCGAGCUCUUUAUAUCAGCUGGCAGAAACUUCUGGUCUGUUAAUCAAGGCUUGCAAUGGACACAUAAAUUUUUAUUCUUCUACCGAGCAAUCAUUAUCGGAUGGAAGUGUUCAACAAGUUCAUACAGUUUUAAAUGAAUCUGCAGCAGGUUGUGUAAGUAAAAAGGGCUGUUCGAAGAAGAGCUCUGAACAACCUCAGGGGAAAAAGCGGAGGCUUGAGAUCCAUAUGAAAAGGUCCAGUUUUGAUCCAGAAGAAUUUGCUUUAUAUAGACAAUAUCAAACGAAAGUGCAUAAUGAUUCACCAGAUCAUGUGACUGAAAGCUUAUAUCGAAGAUUUUUGGUCGACACUCCAUUAGUAUUUGUUCCACCAACUGGCGAUGGCACCGUUCCUCAUUGUGGCUUUGGUUCUUUUCAUCAGCAAUAUGUGAUUGAUGGCAGACUAGUUGCAGUUGGUGUAAUAGAUAUCCUUCCUAGAUGUUUGUCAAGUACAUACUUGUUCUGGGACCCAGACUUUGCCUUCCUGUCGCCAGGAAAAUACUCAGCCCUGCAAGAAAUAGGAUGGGUGAGAGAGAAUCAAGUCCAUUGUCCUAGUCUUCAGUAUUACUAUCUUGGCUAUUAUAUUCAUUCGUGCAGCAAGAUGAGAUAUAAAGCAGCAUAUCAUCCAUCUGAGCUUCUCUGUCAUCUUCGUUACCAGUGGAUUCCUUUUGAUAUUGCAAGGCCUUUGCUUGAUAGAAAGCCAUAUGUAGUCUUAUCAGAUUUUGCCACUUCACAAAAUGGGGAGUCAUCACCAUCUCAAGUUUGUGAAAAUGUCGUGGAAGUGCAACAUGACGGCAUUUGCCAAGACUCGAAUGAUCUUUGUAUGGAAGAGGAUGGAGAAAUGAUUGAUCCUAAAUGUGAAAGCUCUGAUGAUGAAUCAGGCCCAGAAAGCAGCGAUAUUGUUUUUACUGAAAGAGACGACAGUGGCAUCAGUAAUAUAUUAAUUGGGUGGGAGAGAUCUCGUUUGAGAUACAAGGAUCUACGAGUUUUUGGUCGCACUGAGACGAGAGAUUUGGAAUCCCGGUUGCAUAGGUACAUGAGGGUCGUGGGUGCAGAGCUAUCCGAGCGAAUGGUUUAUUCACUUUGAUGACUCGAUUUUUUCCGGAAGGCAAUCAGAGAGAGAUUAUGUUCAGCUCAAGAAAACCGCCAUUGUUAGAGCAAAAGCUGAAACCGAGAACAAAGUGAUUGAGUUUUAAGGAACUGCCAAUGGAGCUGAACAAAGCUGAGAAGGUAGAGAGAAAAAAUUAAACCGAGUCCUUGAAUUGUGUUGUCUUGGAAUGGUUUGAAGAAAAAAUUUGGAAAGUACAACAUUUCUCUUCAAAUGCAUAACACACAAAUAACCCGAUUUUUUUAAAGGAGUAACCAUUGACAAAGAGUCAUUCAUCCCUAUCUCAGUUUUUGAAGACCUAUUGGACUCAACUAUAAACUCACCAUUUGACAUAUUGGUGACAUAGAUCCAAUAGAAGGCAUCUUCUAUUGUGCGGACAUGUCUUCAAGAGGUAGCUCAAUCGGCUUGGAUCACACUUAAUAAAGUGGAGGCUACUAGUUCGAAUCCCUCUCCCCCUUCUUGUUCGGACAUGUCAAAAAAAAAAAAAAAAAAUAGAAGGCAUUUUCUCGUUAGAUGUGUAAAUGACGUCAUAUAAUAAUUUAUGAGG
Corylus avellana is the source of this 2648-nucleotide messenger RNA. Its product is annotated as arginyl-tRNA--protein transferase 2. Gene Ontology annotation, molecular function: arginyl-tRNA--protein transferase activity. The record is from RefSeq and is a predicted model, not a curated record. Gene Ontology annotation, biological process: protein arginylation. Gene Ontology annotation, cellular component: cytoplasm. NCBI's taxonomy places the organism in Eukaryota, Viridiplantae, Streptophyta, Magnoliopsida, Fagales, Betulaceae.